UUUAGCUUACAGACACCUCCCCAUGUCUAGUUCUUCUCCUCCUCCUCCUCCUCCUCUCACACUCUCAAGACCCAGGAACUCUGUGGCUGCGAGUCCUGAAUCUUCCUUCUACAGUCACUUUCCAGAUCUCAUAAAGUCUAGGGAUCCAUGAGCAAGGUCAAGUUCUCGCGAUUAAGUGGUGGCUAGGAGCCAUGCUCCUCCUUAAGAGCUCUCCACGAAAGUUCCUGUUUCCUGUCCUGGAUGGAGGCGGUCUCUCAAGGCUGCUGUCAUGGGCUUAUGGAAAAGUGAUUACCGGUGUAACCAGACAACCUGCUUUCAGCCUCUUUAGAAGAUGUUUUCAAAGCAACAUGUAAAGCUGCUGUUAAUCGGGAAUGCAGGUGUGGGGAAAUCGGCAUUAAUGAACCAGUAUGUCAAUAAUCGCUUCACAAACUACUACAGAGCAACGAUAGGAGCCGACUUCUUCACUAAAGAACUGCGAGUAGAUGAGCAGCAGGUCAUAGUACAGAUCUGGGAUACAGCAGGCACAGAGCGCUUCCAGUCUUUGGGUGCUGCACUUUACCGGGGUACAGACUGCUGCCUGCUGGUUUUUGAUGUUACAUCUCCAAACUCUUUCAAUGCCCUUGAUACCUGGCAUAAGGAAUUCCUGGUACAAGCUGACCCUGAGUCUCCAGAAAAAUUCCCUUUUGUGGUCAUUGCAAACAAGGCAGACCUAGAGGAACGUCAGGUCACCCCACGCCAGGCACAGGAAUGGUGUAAAGCAUGUACAGCAGAGUACUAUGAAACGAGUGCCAAAGAAGCAAUGAAUGUAAAUGAGGCGUUCCUAGGAGCAAUCAGACUUGCCUUAAAACAUCCUAAAUUAUCAGGACAGACUGCAGCAAACGAAUCAGUGAAUCUAUUAGAAAAAAAGGCCAAACACAAAAAGAAGUGUGACUGUUAAUUUCCUAUGUACCCUGCUGGAUGCCAGGACUGGAUUUGGUCUUCUGCAUGAAGUGCUUGGGCAUCCCAGAGCACACAACAAGUGGACAGACGACAACUCUUGAUGACACAAUAGAAAAACCUUUCGAUGUAGGCUCAUUUGCAAGUGAUGAGGUACAGAAUGCUCUGCCGUCUAUUGGACAAAGACUUAUUUCUUAAUGUCUUUAUUCACACAUCAUAUUAAUUUAAUAUUUUACAAAUUGUUUUAUUAAACAUUCCCACCACCAUUGGGAACAAAAUUUCAUAUUGCUCUCUGAUGACCCUUCAGGGGGGAAAACA
Molecule: messenger RNA, 1254 nt
Organism: Bufo bufo (common toad)
Lineage: Eukaryota; Metazoa; Chordata; Amphibia; Anura; Bufonidae
Product: ras-related protein rab7-like
Exons: 7
Coding region: 332-937 (201 amino acids)
Biological process (GO): phagosome-lysosome fusion; endosome to lysosome transport
Cellular component (GO): late endosome; phagocytic vesicle; lysosome
Molecular function (GO): GTPase activity; GTP binding
Source: RefSeq, a predicted model, not a curated record